Molecule: messenger RNA, 2844 nt
Organism: Chaetomium globosum CBS 148.51
Lineage: Eukaryota; Fungi; Ascomycota; Sordariomycetes; Sordariales; Chaetomiaceae
Exons: 3
Coding region: 1-2844 (947 amino acids)
Biological process (GO): ubiquitin-dependent protein catabolic process; mitotic cell cycle checkpoint signaling; protein ubiquitination
Cellular component (GO): nucleus
Molecular function (GO): protein binding; ubiquitin-protein transferase activity; metal ion binding
Source: RefSeq, a predicted model, not a curated record
AUGGCCGACUCCCCCCAGCGAGCAACACCGCCCGUACUGGCGCCUAACCUCGAAGCGCAACUAACCUGCUCCAUAUGCACCGACCUCCUCCACCAACCCCUCACCCUCCUCGACUGCCUGCACACCUUCUGCGGCGCCUGCCUUAAAGAAUGGUUCCACUUCCAAGCCGAGCGCAUCGAGACCGCCCCCGGUCCGCCGCCGCCCCCUUCCGUCCCCAUCUUCACGUGCCCCAGCUGCCGCGACGGGGUGCGCGACACCAAGCACGACGCCCGCGUGUUUAGCCUGCUGGACAUGUUUGUGGCGCUGAAUCCCGGAAGGGGGAAGAGCGAGGAGGAGAAGAGGGAGAUGGACGCGAGGUAUAGGAAGGGGGAGAGGGUGAUGCCGAGGGUGAGGCGGGUGGAGGAGCGGACGGAGGAGGAGAGGCGCGCGGAUGAGGAGGAGAGGAGGCUGGUAGAGGAGGCGAGGGCCGUUAGUUUGAGGGAGGCGACGGAGAGGGUUGCGGCUUCUUCUGCUUCUUCUUCUCGCGGUGGGGGGAGGGGCGGUGGGAGGCGGAGGAGUGAAUCACGUCAGAGAGGGCGCGAGGUGCAUGAUCAUGGGGUGGGUGGUGCGGCGGCGGCGGCGGCGGAUGUGCGCGCGCGGCAGGUGGAGCAUCAGUCGUCGUUGAGGAGUUUGAUUAGUACGGAUGGGAUGGAUAUUAGGGAUAUUGAGAGGGAGGUGGAGGCGUUUGCGAGGCAGAUUCAGGAGGAGGGGUUGUUGGAUGGGCUGGAUCUGGAUAAUCUUGAUCUGGAGAACAACGAUGAGUUGAGUCGGAAGAUUACCGAGGCGUAUAGGAGACGGCAUCGCGAGAGGAGGAGGGAUGGCGGGAGGAGGAGCAACGCCAGCGCGAACUCCCAUCGGUCGGAAAUCUUGGCGAGACCUAGGUCGCGGACGGAUGAGACUUCACGGCCGACGAGCAGACACGCCCCUCGCUCGAGGGCGCCGAGUGUGGGCAGCAAUGAGGAACGCGGGCGGUAUCCCCCUUCUAGUUCGGCGCUGCUCGGGGUACAGGAACCGACAAGGAGGCGGCGGGCCUCCAGCAGUGGCGGUCGAAGCGCUACCCUGCCUAUUGUGCCUACCCAGGCUGCGGCUGAUAUCAGAGUCGGGUCUCGCGCGCAGACGGACCUCACCUCCAGAGCAGGGGCCACCGAUUCACAUGUCAGGCGACCGAGCAUGGGCAUCGAGGCUAGGAGCUCAAGCUCACCCACAUCCGCCACGGCACCGGUGUCACGGAUGGAUUCCCCGAGAAACCGAGAGCUUCCGUUCAGCGCCCGAGCAGCCGGUGGUCUAGGAGUCAUUUCCCAAGCGGAAACUCGAUCCAGCUCAGCUAGCAGCAGGCAGCGGUCUAGCCGCCCACCAACCGUUGACGUUCGGCCGGAAUCACCAACACUGGGCAGUGUCUCGGGGCCUAUCAGCCCAACCCUGAUUUCUAAUCCACCUCCAUCCCCUCCGCAACCACAACUACCGCGCUACAAGGAACCAUUGAUUAACUGCAGUGUCUGUCACAAAGAGCACAUCGAAUACGAACUUCACUUCAACUGCUACCGCUGCCACAACGGCGAGUGGAACAUCUGCCUCGACUGCUGGCGCCGGCGCAAGGGCUGCCUGCACUGGUUCAGCUUCGGGUCCGCUGCCUGGGCACGCUGGGAGAAGCAGAAUCUCAGCGGGCCGCCCACACCCCAUCCACAUACGCUCACAAACAACCGCUACCUACCCCCGAAGCAAGUACCGGGCGGUGCCGAAGGCCGGCGCGUUCUCACCACGGAGAACCCCCUCGACCGCCUACAGAGCGGCACCUUUUGCAGCUGCUGCUCGGCCUUCACCAACGACUGCUACUGGCGCUGCGACGUCUGCAACGACGGCGAGUGGGGGUUCUGCAACGGCUGCGUCGAGCAAGGGAAGUCAUGCUCCCACCCGCUGCUUGCGUUGGCCUAUAACCCCCCACCCCCCCUUUUCUCCUCUUCCCUGACCUCCCCACCCGUCACCACCACAACCACCCCAACCGGCACCUUCCAACCCCUCUUCUCCACGCCACCCUGCUCAUCCUGCCGCCUCACCAUCCCCCAAACAGACUCCCGCUUCCCCUGCUACAUCUGCACCAAUCCCCACCCAACCCAACCCCAACUCCACGAAGACCCCUCCCAACCUCCCCCCCCACCCACAAACAGCAGCGGCUCCUACAUUUGCAUCCCCUGCUACACGGCGCUCCUCGUGGACGGGAGCAUCGCGCCCGAGAACGGCCCCGCAGGGUGGUGGCGUUGUCUGCGUGGUCACCGGAUGGUGGUAAUGAGGUACGUCCUAAGGAUGGGCGCCGCCGCCGGGAAUGGGAAUGGGAAUGGGGCGGGACAGCAUAUGCGGCGGCGGGUGGAGCGGGAUUUGGUGGGGGGGCAGAGGCUGCGGUUUGAGGCUGCGGUGGGUGGGGUGGAGCCGGGGGUGCAGGUCGUGUCGUGGGUUGUGGAGGGCGGUGGUGCGGCUGCGUCUUCUGGUGGUGGUGGUGGUGGUGGUGGUGGGACGGGGAGGAGGGUGGAGAGGCUUUUUGCUGAGGAUGUGAGGGUUGAUACGGCUGCGUUGGGGGGGACAGAGGCGCGGUUUGUGAGGACGUUUCCGCCCGAUGGGGGGGUCGGGCCCAAGGCGGUGGCCGGGUGGGGGUGGACGCCGGCCGCUGGGGGGGAGGAUGAGUUGAUGUUCCCGAGGGGGGCCGAGGUGCUGGAGCUGGAGGAUGUGAAUGGGGAGUGGUUUCAUGGGUUUUAUAUGGGUGCUGGCGGACUGUUUCCGGCGCCGUAUGUGCGGGUGCUUGGGAGGUUUUGA